AUGAGCUUAACGAUUCUAUGUGGGAAAAUUGAGAACCAUCUGUCUAAGCUCCUGAAUGAGGCUGCUCAAUCCAAAUCAUUAAAGAAAAAUAUACAUACGGAUUGGGAUUGGAAGAUUAAGCUGGCACUUCUAAAUCUGCUCAUUCCUCCGCUUUUUGGGAAGGGAUCCCCGGUGGAUCAAGUCAAUCCAAGAUUGGGUGUUAAAUGGGAAGCACGAGAGCCUGGGUGGUUCAAGGUAAACUUUGAUGGUGCUUCUGCUGGUAACCCGGGUCAAUGUGGUAUUGGAUGUAUAUUGAGGAAUUUUGAUGGUAUUUGUAUAAAAGAAAUCUUUGAAAAGAUUGGAGUUGCUACUAAUAACGAAGCUGAAUUCAGAUCGGCUUUAAGAGGACUACAACUAGGGAUGGAGCUUGGGGUGCAGAGAAUUCAUCUAGAGGGAGACUCACUAAAUGCGGUUAAUGUUGUCCAUUGUAACAACACCCCUAGUUGGCACCUUAACCAGUGGCUUCAACCAGUUUUGGUGCUGCUAGCCACCUUUGAUGAAUUUCAGAUUAGCCAUAUUUAUAGGGAAGGCAAUGGAGAGGCUAACAGACUCUCUAAAAGGGCAAUUACCGAUGGUGACCCCCCCUAG
Molecule: messenger RNA, 627 nt
Organism: Cryptomeria japonica (Japanese cedar)
Lineage: Eukaryota; Viridiplantae; Streptophyta; Pinopsida; Cupressales; Cupressaceae
Exons: 1
Coding region: 1-627 (208 amino acids)
Molecular function (GO): nucleic acid binding; RNA-DNA hybrid ribonuclease activity
Source: RefSeq, a predicted model, not a curated record